AAAAACCUAGCAGACGAUAUUCGUGUCGCGGGUGUGUUAUAAGCAACAGAGAGUGUGGUGUAGUGUCACUGCACACGUGUUCGGUUACCGCACGAGUUGUUAAAGUAGCCUCGUUGUGUCACUUUUGUUAGUAAUGAACGCAGGAGUGUGUCAAGUUUACCGCAAAGUUUCAGUCCUGUGUUCCAGACACGAAUGAUUCCUCAUCCUGUGCUGCUGUUUAAAGUGACCAGACUGCUGGACGAUGAAUCAGGUGAAGAGGGCCCUCACACGCACAUUGAACGAGGGGCCCAAGACAUAUCUGGACAGACACUGUAUCAUUUCAGACACUUGGGCUCUUUUGAACAGUAAACCACCCACUCAGAGCACACCAGCAAAGUGGAGUUACAGAGCUGGAAGCGGAGCAGGAGCGGAUCUCUUCAGCAGUCCACAGUCUACUUGUGUCUGAUCUUUACCAUUAUCAGUGGAAACUUAAGAUGCAGAAGAUCACGACUGCAGCAACAAUCAACAGAGAUCCAGCAGCAGCAGCAGAGAUCAGCACGAUCAGAGACACUGAAUCUGGAGGAACUGAAGAAGAGUAAAAGAGAGAAAAUGCAGCAGAUCACGACUGCAACUAUAAUCAACAGAGAUCCGGCGGCAGCAGCAGAGAUCAGUGCUAUCAGAAAUACAGAGUCUAGAGGAACAGAAGGAGAGUAAAAGACAGAUAGUCAUGAAUGUUACAGUCAGCCGGUGUAUCCAGACCAGAUGUAUCCAGACCAGAUGGUGGGCCUGCACCUACACACAACCUCAUCAAAGCCCCGAAUGUCAGCACUAGUGUUUUCAACUAGACGAUCACAUGUGAAGACCUCAUCGACACGUCAGCCAUUGGAACAGAUCCUCAGCAAAGACCACAAGAACCAAACAAGCAGCACAGACUCCUGUGGCCAGCUUUGUCUUCAUACCAGUGUUACGUACCCUAGUGGUGUGGCGGUCUAGGGGAAAAGGGGAACACACAUAAAGGCCACUCAGACAAAAACCCUUGCUGUUUACACAACCAAAAAAAAAAUAAUGAGGAACACAGGAAAUGACUGAAGCCAAGACAACGGGAAGUUUCAAAACAAAUAAAGGUGUGUCUGGUGUUGAGACAGACAGAGUGUCAGUGAUGGAGGGAGAUUCAGUCACUCUACACACUGGGGUUCAAAGAAACCAACAAGAAGAUAUUAAAUGGUAUUUCAGUGGCACUCGCAUCGCUCAAAUCAGUGGAGAUCUCAUUGAUAUCUGUACAGAUGUUCAGUGUAAUGAAGGUACUGAGAGAUUCAGAGACAGACUGAAGCUGGAUCAUCAGAAUGGAUCUCUGACCAUCAUGUACAUCAACACCACAGACUCUGGACUUUAUAAACUAGUGAUAAUCAGCAGCAGCAGCAUCAGUGAAACGAUCUUUGAUGUUUCUGUCACUGGUGUUUCUGCUGCUGAACGAGAAGAAGUUAAUGAGGGAGAAUCUGUCACUUUAGAUCCUGGUGUAACAAAACACCCAAAUGAUGUGAUGACAUGGUUUUUUAAUGACAGUCUCGUCGCUGAAGUCACUGGAGAUCAGAGUAAGAUCUGUACAGAUGUUCAGUGUGAUGAGAGAUUCAGAGACAGACUGAAGCUGGAUCAUCAGACUGGAUCUCUGACCAUCAUGAACAUCAGAAGCACAGACUCUGGAGUUUAUCAUCUACAGAUCAACAGCAGCAGCAGCAGCUUCAGUUUUAGGAGGGUCAAGAGUUUCAGUGUCUCUGUCACUAGUUCAGGUUUGUCUUCAGAUGCUGCAGCAGGAAUAUGUGCUGCUGUUGCAGUUGUUCUGCUGGUGGCUGCAACUGGAAGUGUUGUUGUGGUUUACUGUCGCCGCAGAAGAUACACACAAGCAGCACAGAAUAACGAUGAUGAUGAUCGAAAAGAUAUUCCUUUGAGUAAUGGGAUGCCCUUAAAUCAGACUCAGGCCUCGGCUUCCAAUUAAACAAUGUAACAUCAUUUAUAAUUUUGAUACUUUAAAAAGGGACACUAAAGAGAAUUAGGAAAUGAUGAAGAGAAGAAGAUCAGCUGAAACUCUCGUCACUCACAAAGUGAUCCCAAGACAUUUUCUGUUUCAUGUCUAAUGCACUAUGUAUACAGUUAAAGGUGGGGUAUGUAUUUUUUCAGAAACGCUUUAGAAAACUGAAUUGAGCCGAGUAGCAAAACAAACUUGUAUUCAAUCAGCAUUAAGGAGCGUUUCUACUUAUGAUGGGGAGGAUGGAGCGUUCAGCGCACAGGACGGACAUUAGCCGAGCGACGACAGAAAGAUAGAGAUGGUGGAUAAAAACAAAAGAGGAAAACGUCUGUGAAACAAAAGAAGGCUUAUGAUAAGGCAAGAAGUAGGACUCGUGUAAAUUUCGGAUCAGCUUUCCAGCACUGGAGAGAACUCAAGGAGCGGGAAGGCCUGCGAUCGGACACCGAGGUUGCUUUGUUUCUUCUUGAUAGUUGAGUAACAUUGGUUUUGCUUUGUUUCACAGAUCUAACACAUGUUGACUUUUGCUUAAAUAUGCUUGUAAUUUUCGCUUGUUAGAUCAUCUGUUGUUUGUUGUUUGACAACCAUAUUGUCGUUCCCUUCAGCUAUGAUAAAGACACUAUAAGCCUGGAGCGAGAACGCACGUCA
Messenger RNA from Cyprinus carpio (common carp), 2647 nucleotides. RefSeq lists its product as uncharacterized. The coding region runs from base 1061 to 1972 and encodes 303 amino acids. The record is from RefSeq and is a predicted model, not a curated record. NCBI's taxonomy places the organism in Eukaryota, Metazoa, Chordata, Actinopteri, Cypriniformes, Cyprinidae. The transcript has 9 exons.